Messenger RNA from Diceros bicornis minor, 5165 nucleotides. It is a transcript of the gene ADAM11, whose product is annotated as ADAM metallopeptidase domain 11. Gene Ontology annotation, molecular function: metalloendopeptidase activity. The record is from RefSeq and is a predicted model, not a curated record. The coding region runs from base 43 to 2373 and encodes 776 amino acids. The transcript has 26 exons. Lineage: Eukaryota; Metazoa; Chordata; Mammalia; Perissodactyla; Rhinocerotidae. Gene Ontology annotation, biological process: proteolysis.
CGCCGCGCCGCCGCAGCCCCCGGACCCGGAGGAUUAUGAGCCAUGAGGCGGCUGCGGCGCUGGGCGUUCGCGGCGCUGCUGCUGCUGCUGCCGCUGCUCUCCCCGCCCGGUCUUGGGAUCCGGGGACCUGCCGGAGCUCUGCGCUGGCGGGUCUCACCCCAGUUGGGAGUCCUGGAAGCCCCGGAGGUCACAGAACCCAGCCGUCUGGUGGGGGAGAGCUCUGGGGGAGAGGUCCGAAAGCAGCAGUUGGACACCAGGGUCCGCCAGGAGCCACCAGGUGGCCCGCCUGUUCACCUGGCCCAGGUGAGUUUCGUCAUCCCAGCCUUCAACUCAAACUUCACUCUGGACCUGGAGCUGAACCAUCACCUCCUCUCCUCGCAGUACGUGGAGCGCCAUUUCAGCCGGGAGGGGACAACCCGGCACAGCACCGGGGCCGGAGACCACUGCUACUACCAAGGGCAGCUCCGGGGGAUUCCCCGCUCCUUUGCCGCCCUCUCCACCUGCCAGGGGCUGCAUGGGGUCUUCUCUGACGGGAACUUCACCUAUGUCGUGGAGCCCCGAGAGAUGGCCGGGCCUCGGGAAGCCCCCCAGGGACCCCUUCCCCACCUCAUUUACCGGACCCCUCUCCUCCCAGUCCCCCUCGGAUGCAGGGAACCAGGCUGCCUGUUCACUGCCCCUGCCCAUUCUGCUCCUCCGAACCGGCCGAGGCUGAGAAGGAAAAGGCAGGUCCGCCGGGGCCACCCUACAGUGCACAGUGAGACCAAGUAUGUGGAGCUGAUCGUGAUCAAUGACCACCAGCUGUUUGAGCAGAUGCGACAGUCGGUGGUCCUCACCAGCAACUUUGCCAAGUCUGUGGUGAACCUGGCGGAUGUGAUGUACAAGGAGCAGCUCAAUACCCGCAUCGUGCUGGUUGCCAUGGAAACGUGGGCAGAUGGGGACAAGAUCCAGGUGCAGGAUGACCUCCUGGAGACCCUGGCUCGGCUCAUGGUCUACCGGCGGGAGGGCCUGCCUGAGCCCAGUGAUGCCACCCACCUCUUCUCGGGCAGGACCUUCCAGAGCACCAGUAGUGGAGCUGCCUAUGUGGGGGGCAUCUGCUCCCUGUCCAGGGGUGGGGGUGUGAAUGAGUAUGACAACAUGGGGGCCAUGGCAGUGACCCUGGCUCAGACGCUGGGGCAGAACCUGGGCAUGAUGUGGAAUAAACACCGGAGCUCAGCAGGGGACUGCAAGUGUCCGGACAACUGGCUGGGCUGCAUCAUGGAGGACACUGGGUUCUACCUGCCCCGCAAGUUCUCGCGCUGCAGCAUCGACGAGUACAACCAGUUUCUGCAGGAGGGCGGCGGGAGCUGCCUCUUCAACAAGCCCCUCAAGCUCCUGGACCCGCCUGAGUGCGGGAACGGCUUCGUGGAGGCGGGGGAGGAGUGCGACUGCGGCUCGGUGCAAGAGUGCAGCCGCGCAGGCGGGAACUGUUGCAAGAAAUGCACCCUGACCCACGACGCCAUGUGCAGUGACGGGCUCUGCUGUCGCCGCUGCAAGUACGAGCCGCGAGGCGUGUCCUGUCGAGAGGCGGUGAACGAGUGCGACAUCGCGGAGACCUGCACCGGGGACUCGAGCCAGUGUCCCCCUAACCUGCACAAGCUGGACGGUUACUACUGUGAUCAUGAACAGGGCCGCUGCUAUGGAGGUCGCUGCAAAACCCGGGACCGGCAAUGCCAAGCCCUUUGGGGCCAUGCGGCUGCUGAUCGCUUCUGCUAUGAGAAGCUGAAUGUGGAGGGGACAGAGCGUGGGAACUGUGGGCGCAAGGGGUCAGGCUGGGUCCAGUGCAAUAAACAGGAUGUGCUCUGUGGCUUUCUCCUCUGCGUCAACAUCUCUGGAACUCCUCGGCUGGGGGACCUAGGAGGGGACAUCAGCAGUAUCACCUUCUACCACCAGGGCAAGGAGCUGGACUGCAGGGGUGGCCACGUGCAGCUGGCCGAUGGCUCAGACCUGAGCUAUGUGGAGGACGGCACAGCCUGCGGGCCCAACAUGCUGUGCCUGGAUCAUCGCUGCCUGCCAGCCUCUGCCUUCAACUUCAGCACCUGCCCAGGCAGCGGGGAGCGCCGCAUCUGCUCCCACCACGGGGUCUGCAGCAAUGAAGGGAAGUGCAUCUGUCAGCCAGACUGGACAGGCAAAGACUGCAGUAUCCACAACCCCCUGCCCACGUCUCUGCCCACGGGGGAGACCGAGAGAUAUAAGGGUCCCAGCGGCACCAACAUCAUCAUUGGCUCCAUCGCCGGGGCUGUCCUGGUUGCAGCCAUCGUUCUAGGCGGCACGGGCUGGGGAUUUAAAAACAUCCGCCGAGGAAGGUAUGACCCGACCCAGCAGGGGGCAGUGUGACGCCGGCCACGUCAUCCCUCCCGCUGUCCCUGUCUCCUCCAUCUCAUUCGUCACCUCGCAUUCUGUUGAUGGGAAGCUGGGGGCUGAUUCCCCACCCCCGCUGUCACUGCUGUCACUACAGGGGUGGGAGAAUCCACUCUGGGAAGCAAGUUCUUAGCCUGCCCUUGCCCCUUUCUCUAGCUGCCCAUCUCCUCAGGCCUGGUCCAUUUAAUCCUGCCCUGCUUAUGGCCAGACUACCCCUGGCCAGGUGGACCCUGGAGCUGUGCACACUGCAGCCCCUGACCCCUGGGAAGAGAGCCUACUUCUGUGUCCCAUCUGUUUUGUCUUCCAUGUCACCACUGUCUCACCUCCUACCAGAUCCCCUCCCUGGCCAGCCUGUGACUUGCCACCUCCAGGGCCCAGCCCUGACCUCCCAGGGCCUGGCUCAGGGGCUAUCCCUCUGGGCCCUGCCUCAUAUCCUCCCUUGAUGCCCCCUCUCCAUUCCAGGUCUGGAGGGGCCUAAGUGCCACCCCCCUCCAUCCAAGCCUGACACCCACCGUCUCCACCCUGAACCACGAGGCUGCCCCUGCCCAGCCAUGGAGGGAGGCACCAUGCAAAUGUCUUCCGGGCUCAAGCCCUUCAAGUCCUGGCCCCACUGGGCUUUGGGUGGGGGGCUGUGGCCCUGUCCUUCACACCCCCAGGGUGGACCAGGCCUGGAGGGCCUUUCAUGGUCCCCCACCCCACCUCAUGUGGCUUGGCCUUGCACACCACCUCUCCCUGUGUGAAUGUAGCUUCCAUCAUCACAGAUUGCCACAGCUGAAGUCGGGGGGUGAGGGUUAGAGGGAUGGCCCCUCUCAAAAACAGGCAGCUGGGACCAGGGUCUUAGCUCUCUGGGACUUAGGGGGAGGGGGCCGACAUCUACAUUUCUUUUUAACUGAAUCUUAACUGAUGAAUGUAACCUUGGGGUGCUGGGCCAGGGCAGUUGUGGGGAUCUUUUGACAUCUGUGGGCCCGGAGGAACUGAGGCAUGGCCAUCCCCCGGGCCCUCCCCUGGGAUGAUCACUCUAGAGUCCUCUCACUGAACACAGACGUCCCCAAGCCAGGCAGGGGCCAGGCGUCCAUGCUUGCCUCCUCCGCCCAGUCCAGCUGAGCCUGGAGAGAAGUCCGAGUGCUGAUUCAAACCAAAGCUGCCUGUUCCGUGCCCAGGGCCUCAGUCCUGGGUACGGCAACCAUAAGUCCCAGAUUGUCUUCAAUUCCAAAAUGACCGUCCUGCUGUCCCUGCCAGGACGCAUGUAUUUGGGGGUCUAGAAAAUACAGUCCCUGAAAUAAAAUGGCACCUUCCCCCUUUCAAGAAGGGUGAUUCUGGGGCUGACUCAGGGUUUAGAUGCCUUCUGGCGCGCCUAGAGGUCCCAGGCUGGGCCAUCCUCCCAGGGAGGACUCUCCCAAGUAGGAAGGCCAGGGGUGGCUCAGUGCCUGGAGAGCUAGGGGCCCUGCCUGUGAUGUGCAAGAGGAGGUAACAAAAGGCAGGUCUCAUGUACGAUCCUCAGCUUCUAGAAAAGUUCUCAAGGCCCACUCAACCUAUUCUGCUCCUUACCCCAUUCCAGGGCCGAGUAGUAAGUUUACAGUUGUUGUCCCCAUUAUGUCCUCUGAUCCCCCUGCAGCCAAGCCUGAGAGACAGGCUGAGGCCGGGCAGAAUUCCUCAGUCCUCCAACAAGCUGUCCUGUCCAUGGCCUUCCCUCAUGACCCUCGCUUGGGACAGAGGAGCCCUGGCUCCUCAACUGCUGCAAACCAGCUGCAGGGCCAAGAUGGGGGUCAAGCUACCUUAUGGAUGAAAGCCACAAAAGAAUGGAGCCCCUCUCCUCAGGGAUACCCCACCUGGACUCAGCAGGGGUUUCUGAACACCCCAGGGCCUUCGAGCUGCCUGCUUCAGUCCCUCUGUUUCUGGGGCAUCUUUGAGGAGGAAUCAUGGAGGAAAUGGCUCCCUGUUUAUCUGUACCACCCCUCAGGGCAAACUGGGGGCUGAGACCCAUUGACACCCUUUUGGGUGGCUGGAUGCAGCUACAGCCGGGUCCUCAAUACUGAGCUCCAGCUGGCACUGCCAAAGAAGGGGGGUAGGUGGGGUACCCCUCCGGCCAGUCGUGCUCCACCAGCCCCACAAGCUGGGGCAGGGGCAGGAGGGUAAGGGCUGGGUUUUGCACUAUUGCUGUGAUAUCUUAAGGCGUCCUCUGGUGGUACACACGUGCACACAGGUGGCGAUGCAUCUGGCACAAGCAAUUGGAUCCACAUCUCUGUACAAGGGUGAACAGCUCUGCGCACGGGCAUUGCUGUGUAUGCACAUAUGUGGGGGUGGGAAUGAGGCUGUGGAGAACGCUGGACUUCCUGUGACCAGUCCACCUGGCUCCCAGCUGUCUGCAUCCUUCUGCCCCACCCUGGGAGUGCCCACCCUGGCAGGGCCCAGGGCGGAAUGGAGGCUGCAGUGGCCUGGGCCUAGAACUGGCUCCAUACAACACCCUGUAAAUAUGUCAUCUGGGAUUUGGGGUGGGGAGGCAGGGACAGGAACAUCAAUUAAAGAUCAUGUCCUGGGGCUUCCAUGGAGCUCACACCAACCUGUGUCUCUCCUUUCUGUAAAUGACUACACUGUGACCGGGACCCUUCCCUGUCCUCCCUGGCAUGAGACUGAAUGCGGGAAGUGAGCACCCAAGACGGGGCUCUGGGAGGAAGGGGCAUGCGUAGUCCAUUUACGUAGGGGCAUACUUCCAUUCACGGCCAGGAAAUAGGCCUUUCCACUCCUCGGCUCUCCCCAGCAAAGAUAAC